Thunnus maccoyii (southern bluefin tuna) is the source of this 5113-nucleotide messenger RNA. RefSeq names its product alpha glucosidase 2 (gene gaa2). The coding region runs from base 217 to 3132 and encodes 971 amino acids. Gene Ontology annotation, molecular function: alpha-1,4-glucosidase activity; carbohydrate binding. The transcript has 21 exons. The record is from RefSeq and is a predicted model, not a curated record. Gene Ontology annotation, biological process: carbohydrate metabolic process. NCBI's taxonomy places the organism in Eukaryota, Metazoa, Chordata, Actinopteri, Scombriformes, Scombridae.
GAGGUACACUGAACGUGUCAUGGAGAUAAACAGACGCACAGCGUGUAGACAGCUGAAGGCGUCAACGUUACGAAUCAUUUAGCUAACCAUAUAUAUAAUUAGUGUAAAGGUUUUGCUCUGUUUGCUGCAUUUUUCGUCUCUGAAAAACCGCAGUGAUAUCCAGUCUUUCUCUCUUAUAGGCACACAGUCUCACUUAGACAGACACACAAUAUCAGGAUGGUGUCAUACAAGCGCCUGAACCCAGAGGAUGUUCAGUUUUCCAGUGAAGUAUUGUCAGUGGAUCCCCGUCCUGUCCAAGAGGAAGUUUCAGUGCCGGAGCAAGAAGAAGCCACUUUGCUUCCACGCAGGCUGUCAUGUUCUGUCACCACAGGCGUCCUGGUGAUUGGCUGCCUGCUGCUGCUCCUCUGUGGAGGCUGGCUCCUAGGCACCAUGUUCUGGUUGCACAGUCCCUCCAACCAACAGCCACAUAAACCCCCAGCACCGGCCCCGGCACCAACACCAGACUCUCUGAACAACACUGCGGCUGCCUCCCGCCGAGAAGCUUGCAGUUUAAUCCCUGAGGCGUGGAGGUUUGAUUGCUAUCCUGAAAGAGGAGCCGUUGUUACCAGAGAGUUGUGUGAAGCGAGGAACUGUUGCUUUAUCCCCGCAUCUUCUCCCGCCUCCUCUGCCACCCGCCCGUCAGGGAAAAACGGUAUCCCUUGGUGUUUCUAUCCUCCCGAUUUCCCCUCCUACUCGCUCAAGUCAAUAAAGGGCACGUUACUGGGACAGAAAGGUGCGCUUGUGAAGAAGGUGAAGACCUACUACCCAGGAGACAUUCUCACUCUGGAGGUGGACAUACGUCAUGAGACAGACACUCGGCUACGUGUCAGGAUUACCGACCCUUCGAGUUCACGUUUUGAAGUUCCAAUCUCUGUUCCCACCGUCACCAAGAAGGCUGAAAAUCCAGAAUACGUUGUGGAGAUUUCUAAGGAGCCGUUUGGCCUCAUUGUGAAGAGGAGCUCUACAGGAGCCGUGCUUCUGAACACCACAGUGGCUCCUCUCUUCUAUGCGGAUCAGUUUCUCCAGUUCUCCACCUCCCUGCCCAGUCAGUUCAUCUACGGCCUGGGGGAGCACCGCUCCACCUUUCUGCAUGACGUUCACUGGAACACGCUCACCAUGUGGGCCAGAGAUGUGCCUCCGAUGGAACAGACAAACCUGUAUGGAGCUCAUCCUUUUUACCUGGCAAUAGAGGAAGGAGGGAUCGCAUAUCAUGGCUUCUUCCUGCUGAACAGCAAUGCGAUGGAUGUGGCCCUUCAGCCUGCCCCGGCCCUCACCUGGCGCUCUAUUGGUGGAAUCCUUGACUUCUACGUUUUCCUUGGUCCUGAUCCCGGUUCAGUGAUUGGACAGUAUAUGGAAGUCAUUGGCUACCCAGCGAUGCCUAUUUACUGGGCUUUAGGCUACCAUCUCUGUCGGUGGGGGUUUAACUCAAGCGAAUCCACCUGGAACAUUGUCAAGAGCUUGAGGAAGUAUGGGAUACCUCAGGACGUCCAGUGGAAUGAUAUCGACUACAUGGAGCAAUUUUUGGACUUCACUUUUGACCAAACAAAUUUUGCCACACUGCCUGACCUGGUCAAAGACCUGCACGCUCAUGACCAGCGCUACGUGAUGAUCCUGGAUCCGGGUAUCAGUAGCACUCAGCCUGAGGGAUCAUACUGGCCGUAUGAUGAAGGACUGAGGAGAGACGUUUUCAUUAAAGAUGCUGAAGGAAAAACACUUAUUGGGAAGGUGUGGCCUGGUCUGACAGCAUAUCCUGAUUUCUCUAAUGAUGAGACACAUGAAUGGUGGUACGAAAACCUUCAGAAGUUCCAUGAGAAGGUGCCGUUUGAUGGAUUAUGGAUUGACAUGAACGAGCCAUCAAAUUUCUUAGAUGGGUCCACUAAUGGAUGUCCAUCAAACAGUCUUGAAAAUCCACCUUACACACCAGGUAUACUAGGAGGUUUGCUGAGAGCCAAAACUGUGUGCGCAUCUGCACAGCAGAAGCAGUCCACACACUAUAACAUGCACAGCCUGUAUGGACUCAUGGAAGCGAAGGCCUCUGCAAGUGCUCUGAAGCGGAUCGUGGCAAAGAGGCCUUUUGUGAUCUCUCGCUCCACCUUCCCCAGUCAGGGGCUGUACUCUGGACACUGGCUGGGAGACAACAGGAGCCAGUGGAAAGACCUGUACACCUCUAUAGCAGGUAUCCUGACCUUUAACCUUCUGGGCAUCCCGUUGGUGGGAGCAGAUAUUUGUGGCUUCAGUGAGGAGCCACAGGAGGAACUCUGUGUCCGCUGGACGCAGGUGGGAGCUUUCUAUCCCUUCAUGCGCAACCAUAACGCCAUCAACAUGAACCCCCAAGACCCAACAGCUUUCAGCCCUCAGGCUCGGCUCGCCAUGAAGCAAGCGUUGCUGUUGCGCUAUUCUCUCUUCCCACUCCUCUACACGCUCUUCCAUCAUGCGCACGUACACGGACACACUGUUGCACGGCCGAUCAUGUUUGAGUUCCCAAAAGAUAUAAGAACCUAUGGGAUUGACAAACAGUUCCUGUGGGGGAAGAGUUUAUUGGUGACACCGGUGUUGGAUCCUGGCGUCGACUACGUGGAUGGUUACUUCCCAGCGGGUCUGUGGUAUGACUACUACACGGGCGACGUUUUGAACAGUAAAGGUGAAGAGACGCGACUCGUAGCACCUCUAGAGAAGAUCAACCUGCAUUUGCGUGAAGGAUCUGUUAUACCAACACAGGAGCCCAACGUGACCCUGUGGGUGAGCAGUGGUCAGCCUCUCCACCUCGUCUGUGCUCUCUCUGAUGAUGGCUCAGCCAGUGGAGAUCUGUUCUGGGAUGACGGAGAGACCAUCGACACCUACGAGAACAACCAGUACGCCUACAUCACCUUCAACGUCACUCAGAAAGUGAUGACAUCACAGGUGCUCCACAGCAACGUGGAGGCCACAUACAUCACGGUGAAGUCGGCGACCUUCUACGGCGUGAAGCAGGAACCAAGCAGAGUGCUGGUGAACUCCCAAGAUGCACCGUUCACCUACAGAGUCAAUCAGGUGUUGACGGUUACAAAUCUGGGUCUGAACCUCAGUCACAACUUCACCAUCAGCUGGAUGUAAAGAAUCAGAUUUUGUUUCAUUUGUUGGUUUUAUUUUGUUGACGCCUAUUGAAGCUGACACACAGAGCGCAGCCUGUCAGUAUUAGCACAGUGAUGUUUUUCACUGUUUUGGCUCUCUACUCUACACUGGAUGAUAAAGGGAACGAUAACUGAGGUUAAAGUGUUAAAGUUCACGUCCAUAUCCGGUGAACAGUGCAGGAGAGUCAGCGCUUUAAACUUUAUAGUUAUUGUUUUCAUUUCGUAAACAGCGUGCCGGAGUACAGAGCCAACACAAAACUGUCCAUCCGUCAGGAGAGAUGAGCAGAUAAGACAAAGUGGAGGCGCUCUGGAGGGAGCGAGGUCGUGAUCGUGUUCAUCUUAUUCAUAGUUGCAACAUCAUCUUGAAGAGGCUUUGCACACAAAAGUGUUUCUUUGUGCAAAAACACGCUUAUUAAACAACAAAACACAAUCCAACGGUAGCCUCGACGCUGCUUUUAAUAUCUGUGCGGACAUUUCAUAAAUGAUAAAUUAUAGACGAACCGUCGGCUGAUUUUAACCAAAAAGCUUGGCUUGGCCUUGUUACUAAUUAUUAGUUUUUAUCUGUAUAUCAAAUCUGUAUUUUUAAAAAUUGUCAUCAGCAGAAGGAUAAAGUGCAAUGAAUUACAGAGAGGAUAAUCUACUUUCCUGCAAAUGUGACAAGAGUCUUAUUAGAGUUCAUGAUGUAAUAUAUUGUACAUGUGUGAAUGCAGUCGACAGCCUAUUUUUGCACUAAUUAGUCCUGCAGUAAUUUAUAGGUAGAUACAGGUGCCUUAUGAUUCCUGUUUCUGUGUUUUUGAGCAUCUCUGGGUUUGUUCCAGAUGAUCCUUUUUUUUUUUUCAGCUUUAUGUUGUAAACAUGUUUGCAAUGCUGAAGACCAUGGUACUGCUGUGCCUGACUGUGGCUUUAAAUGGAAAAUGAUACCAUUAGCAGCCAUGAGGGUUCUUGUAAAUAUACUGUGAAUUUUCUCAGCACUGAUUUUCUGACAGAAUGCAGUUUAAAAACUGAAGCCAGAUGAACUUCUUGAGGCAGUUUAGUUACAUUUUCAAGAUUCAUUCUGCUUAAAUCUGACCAUGAUGCUGUGGACAUCUGAUAUGAAUGUCUAAAGGCUUUUCUCACAACACACACUAACUGAAAAGUUGCCAACUUUCAACUUUGGAAGAUGCACUCAGUUGCUAUUUCAGCGCUACACUCUUUCAUAUUAAUAAGGUGGACACAGUAUUAGAAAUACCUCUAAGUAUAAUGCAAUAUAAGUCAACAGCACCACAACAGUUUGCAAUAUUUGAGUAUUAUUUUUUGUGUGAUUGUUCAGAUUUAAUUAUAUGAACAAUAUGAAGAAAUUGUUUUUUUCAGCACGUUACCAAAAAUGAUGAUUGACACCUUUUAGCACAACAACAAGUGGAGAAAAAGAACAUUUGUUGAUUUCUAAACUUAUGUCAUGUUAAAGAUUCAAGGCAAAGAAAAAUCUUAGUUCUAUUUUGUUUUUAAUUGCAGAUUUAUAAGAACCAAGUUCCAUUUAUUUGAGCUCUGUUGUGAUCAACAGAUCAUAUUUGAAUAAAUAGUAUUUUGAGCUUGCCUGCAUUGGGAUCUUGAACCUGAAGCACCGGAGCUCAUGUGCCACUAGAGGACACAAUUUCUCAGCACUGUGACGAUUGUUGGUCUUAUUUCUCAUAACAGAAACUGUCAUUUUCCUCAUGGCGACAAAGGAUUUGACUUCAGAUACGUUUGUCAGCCUUAAUUACUGAAAGAAACUAGGUUUUUUUUUGUGCUUUUCUGGUUUGAAACACAAGAGCAGAAUGUUUUUAGGGAUGAAACUGAAUAACAAACGCUGUUCCCUCCCACUGCCUUCUGCAUGAGACUUAAACUACAGUUUCAAUGUAAUAUCUGUUUAACUGUAACAUCUAAUUGUCUCAUCUUUUACCACCAACUAAUCUAGAAUAAAUUACAACCCAUGUGGACUGGCAAAA